UUCUCGGGUUGCUACUUUUUAACCUGAUUCCAGAAACCCACCAGUUUGACUGAGAGCCCCCUUCUGAAGAAAGGAAUCCGAAUUUUACCCAGUUUAAAGAAGAAGAAGAAGAAGAAAGGACAUGCAUUUACGCCAGCAUAUUUCUCUUUAUCAAAUACUAUAUACACUUACUGUUUCUCCAUCGUUUUCAGUCUUUUCUUUUUUUUUCUUUAUUAACAAUGCGGGGGUUUCCUGUGAUGGGUAGUUCUUAAAUCUUAAGACAGAGAAAAAAAAAACUAUUCUUGUUGGAGCGUUAAUGGCUGCCCAAGGACGGCUAAUUGCGGGCUCACACAACAGAAACGAGUUUGUUCUAAUCAAUGCUGAUGAGAUUGGUCGAGUAACAUCGGUGAAAGAACUUAGCGGCCAGAUUUGUCAGAUUUGUGGAGAUGAAAUUGAAAUUACAGUUGAAGGUGAACCAUUUGUUGCUUGCAAUGAAUGUGCAUUUCCUGUUUGCAGACAUUGUUAUGAAUAUGAAAGAAAUGAAGGAAACAAGGCUUGUCCUCAAUGUAAAACCAAAUACAAAAGAAUCAAAGGGAGUCCUAGAGUUGAAGGAGAUGAAGAAGAAGAUGAAUGUGAUGAUCUUGACAAUGAAUUUGAUGUUGAGAGCCAUUAUCAAUAUAAUAUUACAGAAGCAGCAAUGUUUUCUUCUCGUUUCAACUCUACCCAUUCUGCAGAAAUUGAUUCUUCUUUAUUAAAACCGAAUAUCCCCCUCUUGACUAAUGGUGAAGAACAGGAUACAAUGAUUAGUCCCGAUAAACAUGCUCUCAUUAUACCUCCGUUCAUGGGUAAUGGAAGACGAGUUCAUCCUGUUGUGUUUCCUGAUAAUUCUUCGGUUUCAUUGCCACCAAGAGCUAUGGAUCCUAAGAAAGAUUUGGCUGUUUAUGGAUAUGGAAGUGUUGCUUGGAAAGAUAGAAUGGAAGAAUGGAAGAGAAGACAAAACGAUAAACUUCAAGUUGUUAAGCACGACGAAUCAGUUCAUCCUGAUUUUAUGAAUUUGGUUGCUUUGUUUCAUAACAGGAUGGAUGAAGGCAGGCAGCCACUUUCGAGGAAAUUACCAAUUCCAUCUAGCAAGAUAAACCCAUACAGAAUGAUAAUCCUACUCCGUCUAGUAAUCAUAGGACUGUUUUUCCAUUACAGAAUUCUCCAUCCAGUAAACAAUGCUUAUGGAUUAUGGCUAACAUCAAUUAUCUGCGAGAUAUGGUUUGCGGUUUCAUGGAUAUUCGAUCAGUUUCCUAAAUGGUUCCCAAUCGAACGUGAAACAUAUCUCGAUAGAUUAUCUUUGAGAUAUGAGAAAGAAGGGAAACCUUCUGAAUUAGCUCCAGUAGAUGUUUAUGUUAGUACAGUUGAUCCGUUGAAAGAACCGCCUCUUAUAACUGCAAACACGGUUCUUUCAAUCUUAGCUGUUGAUUAUCCUGUUGAUAAGGUUGCAUGUUAUGUUUCGGAUGAUGGUGCUGCUAUGCUUACUUUUGAAGCGCUUUCUGAAACGUCCGAGUUUGCGAGGAAAUGGGUGCCGUUUUGUAAGAAGUUUAGUAUUGAACCUCGGGCGCCAGAAUGGUAUUUUGGCCAGAAAUUUGAUUAUCUUAAGGAUAAAGUUCAUCCUAUGUUUGUUAGGGAACGACGUGCGAUGAAGAGGGAAUAUGAAUUGUUUAAGGUUCGGAUUAAUGGUUUGGUCGCGACGGCUCAGAAAGUUCCUGAAGAUGGUUGGACUAUGCAGGAUGGUACUCCUUGGCCCGGAAACAAUGUCAGAGAUCAUCCAGGAAUGAUUCAGGUGUUCUUGGGCCACAACGGAGUUCUUGAUACUGAAGGUAACGAGCUACCGCAGCUCAUUUACGUUUCUCGCGAGAAGAGGCCGGGAUUUGAUCACCAUAAAAAAGCUGGCGCGAUGAAUGCACUUGUACGAGUAUCUGCAGUCAUCUCAAAUGCUCCAUACAUGCUGAACGUAGAUUGCGAUCACUAUAUAAACAACAGUAAGGCGUUACGAGAAGCAAUGUGUUUCAUGAUGGAUCCAACAUCAGGAAAGAAAAUUUGCUACGUUCAGUUUCCACAAAGAUUCGACGGCAUUGAUCGCCACGAUCGUUACUCCAACCGUAAUGUCGUUUUUUUCGACAUUAAUAUGAAAGGGUUGGAUGGGAUUCAAGGACCAAUAUAUGUUGGAACUGGUUGUGUCUUCAGAAGACAAGCUCUCUACGGCUAUGAUGCUCCUUCAAAGAAGAAACCUCCUGCGAAAACAUGCAACUGUUUGCCUAAAUGGUGUGCCUGCUGUUGCGGUUCCAGUUCUCGAAGGAAAGGAAAGAAGGGGAAUAAGAAGAGCAAAGAAGCUUCGACGCAAAUACAUGCACUGGAAAACAUUGAGGAAGGUAUCAAUAGUGAGAAAUCGUCCCUUAUGCCAUUAGUAAAGUUCGAGAAGAAGUUCGGACAGUCUUCAGUUUUUAUAGGAUCGACGCUUCUAGAAGACGGAGGUGUUCCUCAGGUCACGACAUCGGCAGGGCUACUAAAAGAAGCUAUUCACGUGAUAAGUUGUGGGUACGAGGAUAAAACAGAGUGGGGAAAAGAGGUUGGAUGGAUAUAUGGAUCCGUUACUGAGGAUAUUCUAACCGGAUUCAAGAUGCAUUGCCACGGUUGGCGAUCGGUUUACUGUAUGCCUAAACGACCAGCGUUUAAGGGAUCGGCUCCAAUAAAUCUUUCGGAUCGUCUCCACCAAGUUCUUCGAUGGGCACUCGGAUCUGUUGAGAUUCUUCUUAGCCGACACUGUCCCAUUUGGUAUGGAUAUAGUUCCGGGCUCAAACCAUUGGAGAGAUUCUCCUACGUUAAUUCGGUUGUUUAUCCUUUGACAUCGGUUCCCUUGUUGGCUUAUUGUACAUUACCGGCAGUUUGUCUUCUAACGGGAAAGUUCAUUGUUCCUGAGAUUAGCAACUAUGCGAGUCUUAUAUUCAUGGCCCUGUUCAUAUCGAUCGCUGCCACGAGCAUUAUGGAGAUGCAAUGGGGAGGCGUUACCAUCGAUGAUUGGUGGAGGAACGAGCAAUUCUGGGUGAUCGGAGGUGUCUCCUCCCAUUUAUUCGCCCUAUUUCAAGGUCUACUCAAGGUUCUUGCUGGGGUCAAUACAAAUUUCACGGUCACUUCGAAAGGAGGAGACGACGGGGACUAUUCCGAACUAUAUCUAUUCAAGUGGACGGCUUUGUUGAUCCCUCCAAUGACACUUUUGAUCAUCAACAUAAUUGGGGUCGUGGUUGGAAUUUCGGAUGCGAUAAACAACGGGUACGAGUCAUGGGGACCUCUAUUUGGUAGGCUAUUCUUUGCUUUAUGGGUCAUUGUUCAUUUGUAUCCUUUCUUAAAAGGGUUGAUGGGGAAACAAGAUAGGCUACCAACAAUUAUAAUAGUUUGGUCUAUUCUUUUAGCUUCAAUUUUGACGCUUUUAUGGGUUAGGAUAAACCCGUUUGUGUCGAAAGGCGGUUUAGUGUUGGAAGUUUGCGCGUUGAAUUGUGACUAAAAUAUUUGUGGGAGUGUGUUGUGUAUAGAUAAAAACGAGUUUAGGGCUUGGAAAUUCAUAUUUGUUGGUGUUUAAAUUAAGUGUUGGAGUUCAAGAAAUCAUAAAAUUAUGUUGUUAUUAUAUAUGUAAGGGAUGUGCUCAAACUGUAACAGUUUUCCCAAUCUUUCAGAUGAGAUUGGAUUGUUUAUAAUAAUAUAUUCAAAUAAAA
Impatiens glandulifera is the source of this 3734-nucleotide messenger RNA. RefSeq names its product cellulose synthase A catalytic subunit 2 [UDP-forming]-like. The transcript is spliced from 10 exons. Bases 296 to 3526 code for a protein of 1076 amino acids. The record is from RefSeq and is a predicted model, not a curated record. Gene Ontology annotation, cellular component: trans-Golgi network; plasma membrane. Gene Ontology annotation, molecular function: cellulose synthase (UDP-forming) activity. Gene Ontology annotation, biological process: cellulose biosynthetic process; plant-type primary cell wall biogenesis. Lineage: Eukaryota; Viridiplantae; Streptophyta; Magnoliopsida; Ericales; Balsaminaceae.